AUGAUCUGCAGCAAAGACGAUUGUGGCCGCGUACUGGGUCAGCCAUCUGUCCAGGAAGCGCAUCUCAGCAGUGAAAUGCAACUUGCCGUCAACUACAUGUUACUGAGCGCCUGCUUCUUGGUUAUGACAACAUUCUUUAACCUUAAAAUCAUUGACCAAGUGGACCAGAUACCACGUGGAAAGGUAACGAGUGGACAUAGAGCCUACCAGCUGUAA
Molecule: messenger RNA, 216 nt
Organism: Cooperia oncophora
Lineage: Eukaryota; Metazoa; Nematoda; Chromadorea; Rhabditida; Trichostrongylidae
Source: the annotation of a GenBank genome assembly